AUGAGUGAAGCCAUGGGAACCGCUGGAUGUGUCCCUUGCCAUGGUGCCCUACAAGUAGGGUUUUAUGAUGAACAGUGUGGGGCCAACGAUGUGGAGAGCAUUGUACGUGGGGUGGUGACAACGAGCUUUGCUAGUGAUCAAACAAUUGUGGCCGCACUCCUUCGAUUGCAAUUCCAUGACUGCUUUGUCACGGGGUGUGAUGCAUCGUUGUUGCUGGAUGGGAACUCGACAGAGAAGAAUGCAUCUCCAAAUCGAAGUAUGAGGGGCUACGAAAUCAUCGACGAAGCCAAGGCUGCUGUUGAGGCUCUUUGCCCUGAUCUCGUCUCAUGUGCCGACAUCAUUGCCAUUGCUACAAGAGAUGCUGUCUCACUUGCCGGUGGACCUAGUUACAAUGUGCAGACAGGGAGAAGGGAUGGUCUAUCCGCUGCAACCACAGUGAACCUCCCCUCCCCCUCUUUUACAGUCUCUCAAUCCAUCGCUGCCUUCAAAACCGAAGGCUUCAAUGUUAACGAUAUGGUUCUCCUCUUGGGGGCCCACACCGUCGGGGUGACGCACUGCCCGUUAAUCCAAAGCCGGCUCUAUAACUUCCAUGGCACAGGAAACCCCGACCCCUCCAUGGACAAGACCCUAGCCUCACAACUAAGGACUAUAUGUCCGAACACUAAUCCUCCUCCUGGGACUCCAGUCUUUCUGGAUCAAAACACUUCAAGUGCUUUCGUCGUCGACAAUGACUUCUUUAAACAGAUACUCUCAAAUAGAGGCAUCUUGCAAAUAGAUCGAGCGCUUGCUCUCGAUCCGGCCACUAGGAACAUUGUGACAGCUUUGGCCUUUGUGUCCAACUUCAUGAGUGGGUUUGGUGAGGCCAUGGUCAAGAUGGGUGCACUUCAGGUUCUCACUGGUUCGCAAGGAGAGAUUAGGAAGUCAUGUAGAGUGGCAAAUUAA
This is a messenger RNA of Amborella trichopoda, 942 nucleotides long. Its product is annotated as peroxidase 60. Gene Ontology annotation, molecular function: peroxidase activity; heme binding. Gene Ontology annotation, biological process: response to oxidative stress; hydrogen peroxide catabolic process. Lineage: Eukaryota; Viridiplantae; Streptophyta; Magnoliopsida; Amborellales; Amborellaceae. The record is from RefSeq and is a predicted model, not a curated record.